Lagopus leucura (white-tailed ptarmigan) is the source of this 2203-nucleotide messenger RNA. It is a transcript of the gene IL1RAPL1, whose product is annotated as interleukin 1 receptor accessory protein like 1. Gene Ontology annotation, biological process: negative regulation of exocytosis; signal transduction. Lineage: Eukaryota; Metazoa; Chordata; Aves; Galliformes; Phasianidae. The record is from RefSeq and is a predicted model, not a curated record. Bases 15 to 2105 code for a protein of 696 amino acids. The transcript has 10 exons.
UGGAAAGAGAGAAGAUGAAAGUUCCUAUUCCAAACUUGAUACUCUUGUAUGCUACUCUAACUCAGAGCUUGAAGGUUGUGACCAAAAGAGGAUCAGCUGAUGGAUGCACUGACUGGUCUGUGGAUUACAAGAAAUAUCAAGUUCUAGUGGGAGAACCUGUUCGUAUAAAAUGUGCGCUCUUUUAUGGAUACAUUAGAGCUAAUUACUCCCUAGCCCAAAGUGCUGGACUCAGCUUGAUGUGGUACAAAAGCUCUGGGCCGGGAGAUUUUGAGGAACCUAUAGCUUUUGAUGGAACUAGAAUGAGCAAAGAAGAAGAUUCUAUUUGGUUCCGACCAACAGUGGUACAAGACAGCGGACUCUAUGCGUGUGUUAUAAGAAACUCAACUUACUGUAUGAAAGUGUCCAUUUCGCUGACGGUGGGUGAAAAUGACACUGGACUCUGCUACAAUUCAAAGAUGAAAUAUUUUGAAAAAGCUGAACUUAGCAAAAGCAAGGAAAUCUCAUGUCCUGAAAUAGAGGACUUUUUGUUUCCAUUUAGGGAGCCUGAGAUUCUGUGGUACAAGGAAUGCAAGUCAAAGACAUGGAGAUCAAGUAUUGGGUUUAUAAAGGACACUCUUGUCAUUCGGGAAGUUAGAGAGGAUGACAUUGGAAAUUACACUUGUGAGGUAAAAUAUGGCAUCUUUGUUGUCAGAAGAACUACGGAAUUAACAGUUACAGCGCCACUAACAGAUAAACCACCAAAGCUUUUACACCCAUUGGAAAGUAAGCUAACAAUUCAGGAGACCCAUUUAGGGGGUUCUGCUAAUCUAACCUGCCGAGCUUUCUUUGGAUAUAGUGGAGAUGUCAGUCCUUUAAUCUACUGGAUGAAAGGGGAGAAGUUUAUUGAAGAUUUGGACGAUAGUCGAGUCUGGGAAAGUGAUAUCAGGGUUCUCAAGGAACAUCUUGGGGAACAGGAAGUUUCUAUCUCAUUGAUUCUCAAUUCUGUGGAGGAAGGAGACCUCGGCAAUUACUCAUGCUAUGUUGAGAAUGGAAACGGACGCCGGCACGCCAGUAUUCUCCUACAUAAAAGGGAGCUGAUGUAUACAGUUGAGCUUGCUGGUGGGCUUGGUGCUAUUCUGCUGCUGCUUGUUUGUUUAGUGACUAUCUACAAGUGUUACAAGAUAGAGAUUAUGCUCUUCUACAGGAAUCAUUUUGGAGCUGAAGAACUAGAUGGAGACAACAAGGACUAUGAUGCAUAUCUAUCUUAUACCAAAGUGGAUCCUGAUCAGUGGAAUCAAGAAACUGGAGAAGAAGAAAGAUUUGCUCUUGAGAUCUUACCAGAUAUGCUUGAAAAGCAUUAUGGAUACAAGUUGUUUAUACCAGACAGAGAUUUGAUUCCCACAGGAACCUACAUUGAAGACGUGGCAAGAUGUGUAGACCAAAGCAAGCGACUGAUCAUCGUCAUGACCCCAAAUUAUGUGGUAAGAAGAGGCUGGAGCAUCUUUGAACUGGAAACAAGGCUUCGGAACAUGUUAGUCACAGGAGAAAUUAAAGUGAUACUGAUUGAAUGCAGUGAACUGCGAGGAGUUAUGAACUAUCAGGAGGUUGAGGCCCUGAAACAUACCAUCAAGCUCCUCACUGUCAUUAAAUGGCAUGGACCAAAAUGCAACAAGUUGAAUUCCAAAUUCUGGAAACGUUUACAGUACGAAAUGCCUUUUAAGAGGACUGAACCCAUCACACACGAGCAGGUUUUAGAUGUCAGUGAGCAGGGGCCCUUUGGGGAACUGCAGACAGUCUCCGCAAUUUCAAUGGCUGCUGCCACCUCUACUGCUCUUGCCACUGCUCAUCCAGAUCUACGCUCCACCUUUCAUAACACAUAUCAUUCACAGAUGCGCCAGAAACACUAUUAUCGAAGCUAUGAAUAUGAUGUACCUCCUACCGGCACCCUGCCGCUUACCUCAAUAGGUAACCAGCAUACCUACUGCAACAUCCCUAUGACACUUAUAAACGGGCAGCGGCCACAGACAAAAACUAACAGGGAGCAGAAUCCAGAAGAGGCUCACACAAACAGUGCGAUACUGCCCCUCUUGCCACGGGAGACCAGUAUAUCAAGUGUCAUUUGGUGAUGGAAAUGCAAGGGGCUGUCCAUCCCCUUGAGUAGAAGCUGAGUCUGCAGUCCGGUGCCUGGAACUACAUCCUCGACUGCUGCUGUUAAACAUGCAUU